Nerophis lumbriciformis (worm pipefish) is the source of this 1057-nucleotide messenger RNA. It is a transcript of the gene tal2, whose product is annotated as T-cell acute lymphocytic leukemia 2. The record is from RefSeq and is a predicted model, not a curated record. Gene Ontology annotation, molecular function: DNA-binding transcription factor activity, RNA polymerase II-specific; RNA polymerase II cis-regulatory region sequence-specific DNA binding; protein dimerization activity. Gene Ontology annotation, biological process: regulation of transcription by RNA polymerase II. Lineage: Eukaryota; Metazoa; Chordata; Actinopteri; Syngnathiformes; Syngnathidae.
UCUCAGUCAGCCAUUCCUCCAUCCACUGCCUGGACCUUCUCCCUCCUGCCAGGCGCCCAUGAGCCCACCAGGACGGCUGCAACUUUGCAACUGAAGCGUCUCCGAGAAACAUCUAGCGAACCUCCCCACGCCCCGCCCACGCCCACGCCCUCAGCACCAUGACCAGGAAGGUGUUCACCAACACCCGCGAGCGCUGGCGCCAGCAAAACGUCAACAGCGCCUUCUCCGAGCUGCGCAAGCUCAUCCCCACGCACCCGCCCGAGAAGAAGCUGAGCAAGAACGAGAUCCUGCGGCUGGCCAUGCGCUACAUCAACUUCCUGGUGCGGCUGCUGGAGAGCCAGGGCGGCGGGCUGCCGUCCGUGGCGGAGCACGCCCCCGCCGCCCUGCUCACGCUGCUGAGGGGCAACAUGGAGCAGCUGUGCUCGCCCUCCCGCCACCCCUGGAGCCUGGCCAGCGACACGGAGGCGCCCUCGCCCGGCUCCAGCUGUGGCAGCUCGGAGGCCUGGUGAGGACUCUCAGACCCGCUUGGUCAGGUCUCCUGCGGGACUCCCGCCGAGUCUGCGGCAGCCGAGUGGUCGGGUCUGACCUCGGAUCCCAGUGGACUGCAUGCUCGCAGCUGGAAGUCAUUUAUUCCAACAGGUGUGCUAAUUAGUCAGGGGGGGUCUGGAGUGCGGCGGCCCACAAUUCAUGUGUUCAUACAUGAUGGCCUGUUCAUCAUUUAGCAUUUAUUCAUCUGCACUGAAUUGCUUUCAGCAUCUUUAAACGGACAAACUGUAUCAAAUUGUGAUAUUAUUCCACAAACAUUGUGACUGACAAAUGCCUCAAAAAGCACUUUUAAGUCCGGCCGACUGAGGAGAAUCUGCACUGCUAUUUCUUUUCCAAGCUAGGAAGGUGACCAUGUUUUUGUGCAGUUUGCAUCUGGUCUGGCCAAAGAUUGUUGACAAGUGAAGAAUGCGUGAAUUAGAUACCUCGUCUUUUGUGUAACUUAUUUUUCUCCUGCCUGUGAAAAUUAUUAUUUAUUUGAACUAUUUAUUAAAUAAACCGUUUGUUAAGUAAA